AUGGCCCCAGCCACCAUCAAAUCGUGCUGGAAGUGCGGCAGCCCGCACCACACCAAGGCCCAAUGCCCACACGUGGCGCGGCCCGUCCCUCCCUCCCCGGCUCCCACCCAGGCUCCGGCCAACGUAUUAUCAAAUGGUCAUUCUCUCCAUCCCCGCCGACGGCAACGUGGCCGGCGUGCUGGCCGGCGUGCUGGCCGGUAUGGGCCCCGGGCCCUCCAUCCCCCCGCCACCGUCCCGGCCCGCAAGCGGGCCCGCGAUCACGACCACGACCACGACGAGUCCCCCCGCCGCGCCCCGAAGAUGGCCAAGAAGGCCGAGAAGGACGAGCUCCCCCGCCGCGCGGCCAAGAAGGCCAAGAAGGCCAAGAAGGCCAAGAAGGCCAAGAAGAACAAGGAGAAGGAGAAGAUCGUCGACACGGAUGUCGACAUGGUCGACGCGGACAAGACCAAAGACGAUGGCAAGGACCACGACAAGGACAAGGGCAAGACCAAUGGCGACCCCGAGUCGGCCGAGCAGGCCCUGGAGGCCGCCGAGGCGGCAAUGAAAGCCGGCCCUAGCGUGUUCAGCAAUGUUCCCCCCCUCCCCGAGAUCGAUGCCGAGGGCCUCUGA
Messenger RNA from Penicillium riverlandense, 609 nucleotides. RefSeq lists its product as uncharacterized. Bases 1 to 609 code for a protein of 202 amino acids. The record is from RefSeq and is a predicted model, not a curated record. The transcript has 2 exons. Gene Ontology annotation, molecular function: zinc ion binding; nucleic acid binding. Lineage: Eukaryota; Fungi; Ascomycota; Eurotiomycetes; Eurotiales; Aspergillaceae.